AUGGGUGUGUUCUGAUAAACGCAGAUUCUCAUGUGUAUAAAAAGCUCCUGCAGGAGUUUCAGCAUCAGCUACUUCAACUUCAACCUCAACCUCAACUACAACCUCAACUACAGCAGAAGAUCCAGAAACUGCUCUAAUCUCUGAAGAUCAAGACUCAACAUCAGCAGCAGGAGGAUCAAGUGGCAGAUUUUUCAUAUUAGUUUGAAGUUUCCACAUCUUUCAAGUUCGAUCUCUAAAGGAAACACUUAUGGCAAUGCUGGUGUUGGUGUUUCUCCUACUUGGAGGUCAAUUCGCAGCCACUGCUGCCCAAACUACAAAUAGCACUGCAGAAACAUCAACUACUGUGACGACUGCAGCUACAACAACAGAAACUCAAACUUCAACAGUACCUACAACAGUGCCAACAACAGUACCUACAACAGUGCCUACAACAUCACCUACAACAGUUCCUACAACAGUGGAAACAACAGUUCCUACAACAGUACCUACAACAGUACCUACAACAUCACCUACAACAGUUCCUACAACAGUGGAAACAACAGUUCCUACAACAGUGGAAACAACAGUUCCUACAACAGUUCCUACAACAGUACCUACAACAGUGCCUACAACAGUACCUACAACAGUGGAAACAACAGUGCCUACAACAGUACCUACAACAGUGCCUACAACAGUACCUACAACAGUAACCAUUCAAACACCAGCAGCCACUUCCUUUGAUUCAACUACUGCUGCUACUUCAACACCAACAGCUGGAGCAUCUACCAGUACUGCUGCUGUUGCUUCCUCUGACUCUACUACUACUGCUGCUACUUCAACACCAACAGCUGGAGCAUCUACCAGUACUGCUGCUGCUACCUCCGACUCUACUACUGCUGCUGCUUCUGCUUCAACAUCAACAGCUGGGGUAUCUACCAGUACUGCUGCUGCUGCUUCAACAUCAACAGCUGGAGCAUCUACUAGUACUGCUGCUGUUGCUUCCUCUGACUCUACUACUACUGCUGCUACUUCCACACCAACAGCUGGAGCAUCUACUAGUACUGCUGCAGCAGCAUCCUCUGACUCCACUACUGCUGCUACUUUAACACCAACAGCUGAAGCAUCUACCAGUACUGCUGCUGUUGCUUCUGUCUCUACUACUGCUGCUGCUGCUUCAACAUCAACAGCUGGAGCAUCUACCAGUACUGCUGCUGCUUCCUCUGAUUCUACUACUGCUGCUGCUGCUUCAACAUCAACAGCUGGAGCAUCUACUAGUACUGCUGCCGCAGCAUCCUCUGACUCCACUACUGCUGCUACUUUAACACCAACAGCUGGAGCAUCUACCAGUACUGCUGCUGCUUCCUCUGAUUCUAUUACUACUGCUGCUGCUUCAACAUCAACAGCUGGAGCAUCUACUAGUACUGCUGCCGCAGCAUCCUCUGACUCCACUACUGCUGCUACUUUAACACCAACAGCUGGAGCAUCUACCAGUACUGCUGCUGCUACCUCUGACUCUACUACUGCUGCUGCUGCUGCUGCUUCAACACCAACAGCUGGAGCAUCUACCAGUACUACUGCUGCUUCAACAUCAACAGCUGGGGCAUCUACCAGUACUGCUGCUGCUGCCUCUGACUCUACUACUGCUGCUACUUCCACAACAACAGCUGGAGCAUCUUCCAGUGCUUCUACACCUGUUCAAACAGUAUCUACAUCUAGUGCAAUUACAGGCACCACAUCUACUACUGGUGCAACCUCUGAUUCUACUACAGCAGCUGCUACCGUGACCACCACAACUUCACCAGCUUCAACAUCUACCCAAGCAACCAGCCCUGCAAGUACAGUGACUGCAGCAGUAGUUCCUGUUACAACAACAACCUCUACUUCUACUACUACUACUACUAGUGUACCAACAACCACUGCAAGCACCACCAGAACACCAACCAGCACUGCUGCUACCACCACAACCACACGUUCCACCACAACCACACGCUCCACCACAAUCACCACAGCAGGAAACUCCAGUGAAAUAAGCUGCAGAGCAGGACUACUAAUGGCUGUGUUUCUUGUCAUUAUUUCACAUGUACUGAGCUAUAGAGUGAUGGAACAGCUCUUUGUUUCUGAGCUGGUCCCUCCCAGAACGUAUGAGAUGAGGACAUCUCUAAAGGAAACACUUAUGGCAAUGCUGGUGUUGGUGUUUCUCCUACUUGGAGGUCAAUUCACAGCCACUGCUGCCCAAACUACAAAUAGCACUGCAGAAACAUCAACUACUGUGACGACUGCAGCUACAACAACAGAAACUCAAACCUCAACAGUACCUACAACAGUGCCUACAACAUCACCUACAACAGUUCCUACAACAGUGGAAACAACAGUUCCUACAACAGUAUCUACAACAGUACCUACAACAGUACCUACAUCAGUGCCUACAACAGUAUCUACAACAGUACCUACAACAGUGGAAACAACAGUACCUACAACAGUAUCUACAACAGUACCUACAACAGUGGAAACAACAGUACCUACAACAGUGCCUACAACAUCACCUACAACAGUUCCUACAACAGUGGAAACAACAGUUCCUACAACAGUAUCUACAACAGUACCUACAACAGUGCCUACAACAGUACCUACAACAGUACCUACAACAGUAACCAUUCAAACACCAGCAGCCACUUCCUUUGAUUCAACUACUGCUGCUACUUCAACACCAACAGCUGGAGCAUCUACCAGUACUGCUGCUGCUACCUCCGACUCUACUACUGCUGCUGCUUCUGCUUCAACAUCAACAGCUGGGGUAUCUACCAGUACUGCUGCUGCUGCUUCAACAUCAACAGCUGGAGCAUCUACUAGUACUGCUGCUGUUGCUACCUCUGACUCUACUACUACUGCUGCUACUUCAACACCAACAGCUGGAGCAUCUACCAGUACUGCUGCUGCUACCUCCGACUCUACUACUGCUGCUACUUCCACACCAACAGCUGGAGCAUCUACUAGUACUGCUGCAGCAGCAUCCUCUGACUCCACUACUGCUGCUACUUUAACACCAACAGCUGGAGCAUCUACCAGUACUGCUGCUGUUGCUUCUGUCUCUACUACUGCUGCUGCUGCUUCAACAUCAACAGCUGGAGCAUCUACCAGUACUGCUGCUGCUUCCUCUGAUUCUACUACUGCUGCUGCUGCUUCAACAUCAACAGCUGGAGCAUCUACCAGUACUGCUGCCGCAGCAUCCUCUGACUCCACUACUGCUGCUACUUUAACACCAACAGCUGGAGCAUCUACCAGUACUGCUGCUGCUACCUCUGACUCUACUACUGCUGCUGCUGCUGCUGCUUCAACACCAACAGCUGGAGCAUCUACCAGUACUACUGCUGCUUCAACAUCAACAGCUGGGGCAUCUACCAGUACUGCUGCUGCUGCCUCUGACUCUACUACUGCUGCUACUUCCACAACAACAGCUGGAGCAUCUUCCAGUGCUUCUACACCUGUUCAAACAGUAUCUACAUCUAGUGCAAUUACAGGCACCACGUCUACUACUGGUGCAACCUCUGAUUCUACUACAGCAGCUGCUACCGUGACCACCACAACUUCACCAGCUUCAACAUCUACCCAAGCAACCAGCCCUGCAAGUACAGUGACUGCAGCAGUAGUUCCUGUUACAACAACAACCUCUAUUUCUACUACUACUACUAGUGUACCAACAACCACUACAAGCACCACCAGAACACCAACCAGCACUGCUGCUACCACCACAACCACACGCUCCACCACAACCACACGCUCCACCACAAUCACCACAGCAGCAAACUCCAGUGAAAUAAGCUGCAGGGCAGGACUACUAAUGGCUGUGUUUCUUGUCAUUAUUUCACAUGUACUGAUUCGAUCUCUAAAGGAAACACUUAUGGCAAUGCUGGUGUUGGUGUUUCUCCUACUUGGAGGUCAAUUCACAGCCACUGCUGCCCAAACUACAAAUAGCACUGCAGAAACAUCAACUACUGUGACGACUGCAGCUACAACAACAGAAACUCAAACCUCAACAGUACCUACAACAGUGCCAACAACAUCACCUACAACAGUGCCUACAACAUCACCUACAACAGUUCCUACAACAGUGGAAACAACAGUUCCUACAACAGUGGAAACAACAGUUCCUACAACAUCACCUACAACAGUUCCUACAACAGUGGAAACAACAGUUCCUACAACAGUACCUACAACAGUACCUACAACAGUACCUACAUCAGUGCCUACAACAGUAUCUACAACAGUACCUACAACAGUGGAAACAACAGUACCUACAUCAGUGCCUACAACAGUAUCUACAACAGUGGAAACAACAGUACCUACAACAGUACCUACAACAGUACCUACACCAGUAACCAUUCAAACACCAGCAGCCACUUCCUUUGAUUCAACUACUGCUGCUACUUCAACACCAACAGCUGGAGCAUCUACCAGUACUGCUGCUGCUACCUCCGACUCUACUACUGCUGCUGCUUCUGCUUCAACAUCAACAGCUGGGGUAUCUACCAGUACUGCUGCUGCUGCUUCAACAUCAACAGCUGGAGCAUCUACCAGUACUGCUGCUGUUGCUUCCUCUGACUCUACUACUACUGCUGCUACUUCAACAUCAACAGCUGGAGCAUCUACCAGUACUGCUGCUGUUGCUUCCUCUGACUCUACUACUACUGCUGCUGCUUCAACAUCAACAGCUGGAGCAUCUACCAGUACUGCUGCUGUAGCCUCUGACUCUACUACUGCUGCUACUUCCACAACAACAGCUGGAGCAUCUACUAGUACUGCUGCAGCAGCAUCCUCUGACUCCACUACUGCUGCUACUUUAACACCAACAGCUGGAGCAUCUACCAGUACUGCUGCUGUUGCUUCUGUCUCUACUACUGCUGCUGCUGCUUCAACAUCAACAGCUGGAGCAUCUACCAGUACUGCUGCUGCUUCCUCUGAUUCUACUACUACUGCUGCUACUUCAACACCAACAGAUGGAGCAUCUACCAGUACUGCUGCUGCUACCUCCGACUCUACUACUGCUGCUGCUUCUGCUUCAACAUCAACAGCUGGGGUAUCUACCAGUACUGCUGCUGCUGCUUCAACAUCAACAGCUGGAGCAUCUACUAGUACUGCUGCCGCAGCAUCCUCUGACUCCACUACUGCUGCUACUGUAACACCAACAGCUGGAGCAUCUACCAGUACUGCUGCUGCUACCUCUGACUCUACUGCUGCUGCUGCUGCUUCAACACCAACAGCUGGAGCAUCUACCAGUACUACUGCUGCUUCAACAUCAACAGCUGGGGCAUCUACCAGUACUGCUGCUGCUGUCUCAGACUCUACUACUGCUGCUACUUCCACAACAACAGCUGGAGCAUCUUCCAGUGCUUCUACACCUGUUCAAACAGUAUCUACAUCUAGUGCAAUUACAGGCACCACAUCUACUACUGGUGCAACCUCUGAUUCUACUACAGCAGCUGCUACCGUGACCACCACAACUUCACCAGCUUCAACAUCUACCCAAGCAACCAGCCCUGCAAGUACAGUGACUGCAGCAGUAGUUCCUGUUACAACAACAACCUCUACUUCUACUACUACUACUAGUAGUGUACCAACAACCACUGCAAGCACCACCAGAACACCAACCAGCACUGCCGCUACCACCACAACCACACGUUCCACCACAACCACACGCUCCACCACAAUCACCACAGCAGCAAACUCCAGUGAAAUAAGCUGCAGGGCAGGACUACUAAUGGCUGUGUUUCUUGUCAUUAUUUCACAUGUACUGAGCUAUUAAAUUAAGCUAGGAUCAAAGCAAUAUGCAGUACACAGUACGCUGGUUAUAAGGUUAUAUGUACAUGUUAGAAUCCAUAGGGCUGGACUAUAUGGGCAGAAGUCAAUUAAAAACACAUAUAUUAAUUUUGGUUAAUAUGAUGAUAUCAUCAAUACACGCAAUUAAAAAAAAAGCGAAAGAAACUGUCCAGUAUUCCCAAGUGGCAAUUUUCCUGAUCUAAUGAUCUGAUUAAUUUGUUUCACAAGUAUUACGCUAAUAUAUUUAUUUAUUUAAAGCACUUUACUAGUUUAUUGUUUUCAAACUACAGUAAGAAAUUACAGUAUAUAGCUUAUAUAAACAUAUAAGCUCUAACUUGUUGUCUUUUAUGUUUUACUUAAUUUACUUAAUUAUUUACUGAUGUAUUAAUUGUUCACAGUUAGCUGUGUAACUGAAUCUGAAGCAUACACUUUACAACAUGUGAAAAAAAUGGUGAUACAAAUGAUUAUUACUAAUGCCAUAAAAUAAACAUUGUUUUUUAAGGGAUUAAAUAAGUCUCACAUCUCCUUUACAAGAUUGGUCUUUUUUAGAUUCUGAUUUUUUUUUUUAUGGCAUCACUCAUAUAACCAUUUGUAUCACCAUUACUUUUAAAACAUACUCAUGGAUCAUGUAAUUUAUUUAUUUAUAUUUUGAAUGUUUUGUCUGUAGCUACUGUAGUUUUUCUGAUAAAGCAAUGCAUUAAACUUUAUUGUAGCUAUUGAUGCUUUAGCAAACACAAUGUUAAGUCACUUGUUUAAUUGUUUUAUUGUAUGAAAUAUUUAAUAAAUUAAAGUUUAAAAUGCAACACAGUGA
Astyanax mexicanus (Mexican tetra) is the source of this 6604-nucleotide messenger RNA. RefSeq names its product mucin-2-like. The coding region runs from base 248 to 5779 and encodes 1843 amino acids. The transcript is spliced from 9 exons. NCBI's taxonomy places the organism in Eukaryota, Metazoa, Chordata, Actinopteri, Characiformes, Acestrorhamphidae. The record is from RefSeq and is a predicted model, not a curated record.